Phycodurus eques (leafy seadragon) is the source of this 1474-nucleotide messenger RNA. RefSeq names its product calcium modulating ligand (gene camlg). Gene Ontology annotation, cellular component: GET complex. Gene Ontology annotation, biological process: tail-anchored membrane protein insertion into ER membrane. The coding region runs from base 159 to 1058 and encodes 299 amino acids. The transcript is spliced from 4 exons. The record is from RefSeq and is a predicted model, not a curated record. NCBI's taxonomy places the organism in Eukaryota, Metazoa, Chordata, Actinopteri, Syngnathiformes, Syngnathidae.
AUCACUGCGCGCCAUCUGCGGCCGUCCGUCCCGUGUUGAGCGUGAUAUUAUUCAGCCGUGUCCACCCAACGAGUUAUCGCCACAUAUUUUGCUACCUUCGUGAUAGUUAUCAUUGUUUUAUUUCGUUUUUGUUGACGCAGGCCAAAUCUUUAGUAAACAUGGAUCCUACGGAGGCCGCCGCCGACGAGAAAACGACGACGGCGGGCUCGUCGCUGUCGGCGGCGCAGAGGCGAGCGGAGAUUCGCAGGAGGAAGCUGCUCAUGAAUUCCGAGGACAGAAUUAACAGAAUUGUGGGCUUCGCCAAGAACGAGGCUGACAGCAACGGGGGGUCCCCACGGCGUCCGACAGAACCCCGUUUCCACCUGGACCUUGACCGGACGGAGAUGUGGUCGUCCUCGCAACCCUGCCCGAGACCCUCCCCCUUCCUGACGGAGUCCAGCAGCCUGUCCCGCGGCGCCACCCCGGAGAGGAGGGACUCGCCCCUGCCGGGAGACACGGCGGCGGCUGACGGCCACCUCCGAGGCGUCCGGCAGAGGCCCAAGGCGGAGCUGCCGGCGGGUGGGGGCGACCCCGGCGGCCUCCAUCAGUACCUGUCCCGCUUUGACGACGCCAUGAAGCUGAGGGGCCAGCUGGCCAAUGAGAAGCCGGCCCAGGACGCGCAGGCGGACGGCGAGGACUUUGACCCCUUCAGCGUCUUCAGGCUCGUCUGCAGCGUCCUCCUUGCCGUUUUUGUCAGAGUGUUUGUCUGCAAGUAUCUGUCAAUAUUUGCCCCAUUUCUGACGCUGGAACUGGCCUUCAUGGGCUUGUCCAAAUACUUUCCUAAGGUGGAGAAGAAGGCGCAGACCACGGUGCUCACCGCCGCCCUGCUGCUGUCUGGCAUCCCCGGCGAGGUCAUCGACCGCUCCAUGGACACGUACCGGCGCAUGGGCGACGUCUUCGCCGACCUCUGCGUCUACUUCUUCACCUUCGUCCUCUCGCACCAAGUCUUGCUGCUCCUGGGGUCCGAGGCCGGCGAGACGGGCGGUGGGGCCUCCGUGGCGGCGGUAACGCCUCAGUGACCGAACCGUACCCUCCGCGGCCCGUCUUGGCAAUUGUACCACGAAGGUACAAUUGAGUGUUUUCAAACGCAGUAAACUGGACAUUAUGAGGAUUGUUUGGUUGUGUCUUGUAAGUCAAGGUACCAGUCUACUUGCAGCGGGUGUUUCGCAUCUUGGGUGGAGUGAUUGCGCUUUUGUGUCGUGCUUCCGCCUCAAGUGUUUUCUAUAUACUCACCUAUGCCUCUUUAAUAUCUUCCCCACUAAUUUAUUAUUGUGACUUUUUUCUUUUUCUCGAGACCAGGCCCAUUUACUUGUUGUGUCAUGUGUACUGGAUUUUGCCCUUGAAAAUACAUAAUGCAUAUACAUGUCAAGUAAUUCUGUGUUGCUGUGGUACAAACUUUAAACCAGUCAUACCAAAUAAAUACCACUUGUCUGGU